ACCACGCCGCGUCUUUCCCAGCAGCCCCAGCGGUGGAGACGCCACCGGCUGCGUCCUUCAGUAUAGCGGACGGAAGAUGGCGUCCGCCACCCGUCUCAUCCAGCGGCUGCGGAACUGGGCGUCUGGGCAUGACCUGCAGGCGAAGCUGCAGCUGCGCUACCAGGAGAUCUCCAAGCGGGUUCUCCAGAGACUUCCUGAGAUAACAGGAAACGCAGGGCGUCCAGAGCCUGGCCUUAGGGGAAAAAGCCACUCAGAGUGGACAAAGUCAGAACUCAGCCUCCUCCCAAGCUCCCUGUGGGUCCUAGCCACAAGCUCUCCAACAAUUACUAUUGCACUCGCGAUGGCCGCCGGGAAUCUGUGCCCCCUUCCAUCAUCAUGUCGUCGCAGAAGGCGCUGGUGUCAAACAAGCCAGCAGAGAGCUCUGCUGUAGCAGCCACUGAGAAGAAGGCGGUGACUCCAGCUCCUCCCAUAAAGAGGUGGGAGCUGUCCUCAGACCAGCCUUACCUGUGACACUGCACCCUCACGGCCACCCGACUACUUUGCCUCCUUGGGUUUCCUCCAGGGAGAAUGUGACCUAAUUUAUGACAAAUACAUAGAGCUCAGGUAUCACUUCUAGUUUUACUUUAAAAAAUAAAAAAAUAGAGACAGAGUCUCACCAUGUU
This is a messenger RNA of Gorilla gorilla gorilla (western lowland gorilla), 662 nucleotides long. It is a transcript of the gene NDUFA7, whose product is annotated as NADH:ubiquinone oxidoreductase subunit A7. Gene Ontology annotation, cellular component: mitochondrial inner membrane; respiratory chain complex I. The record is from RefSeq and is a predicted model, not a curated record. The coding region runs from base 77 to 430 and encodes 117 amino acids. NCBI's taxonomy places the organism in Eukaryota, Metazoa, Chordata, Mammalia, Primates, Hominidae. The transcript has 5 exons. Gene Ontology annotation, biological process: mitochondrial electron transport, NADH to ubiquinone; ATP synthesis coupled electron transport.